This is a messenger RNA of Tarenaya hassleriana, 3706 nucleotides long. RefSeq names its product transcriptional corepressor LEUNIG-like. Lineage: Eukaryota; Viridiplantae; Streptophyta; Magnoliopsida; Brassicales; Cleomaceae. The coding region runs from base 957 to 3446 and encodes 829 amino acids. The transcript has 18 exons. Gene Ontology annotation, molecular function: protein binding. The record is from RefSeq and is a predicted model, not a curated record. Gene Ontology annotation, cellular component: nucleus.
CCGUAUUAUGAUGUUAGAUACUCAUUUCUGGUUGGCUUGGAUUCUGGGUGUCCGAGUGUUUUCUGGGUUUUGUUUGUUUCUAGAGUUCGGGUCUUAUAGUGCAUUAGCUUUCUCUUUGUUUUUUCUUCCGUCUGAUGCUAGGGUUUGGGUUGCUCUGUGCUUGUUCAUUGUCUAGAUUGAAGAACUUGUUGCUUCUACUUGAUUUGAGAUCUAGUGAUCUUCUGGGUUUACCUUACUGUUAUGGUUUCCUUCAUUCCAGUUCUCUCACUUGCAUUAGCCUUCUCCUCGACAUUCUUUCUUGUUUCCCCUUCAGGUGUUGUGGUUAAUUUCUGCAAUAUUUGGUUUCUAGUUCUAGAAGUUUCUUUCUGCUUGAUUUUGGUUGUGGGUAUUUCUGGGUUUUGUCAGGUUUUGCCAGGUUUUGCAUGUUUUCUUUGAUCUGUGCCCAAAGAUUGGUUCUUUGUGUCGUAUGACAUUCUUAAAGGCUUGAAAGUUGUGAACUUUGGUCACCUGAGUGUUCGACUAGCUGAGCAGUGGUUGUAUCAGGUUUCUUAUGCUUUUGUCCUGUCCAGGCUUUAGAUUUUGUCUUUGGGUGUGAAUUUGGUGUCGUGUAUAUGGGAAUCCCUUCCGAGGCUUGAAACAAUUUCUGAGUUUGGGAUUGUUCAUUUGUUAACAUGAUGAUACUAUUGUUUGUCUAGCUCAGUUACUACUUUGAGCUGGAAAAAUCCUCAAGAUCAUUAGUUAGGUUAGAUGUCUAUAUCCAUGAUUAUCUGGUGAAAAGAGAUUUAAAAGCUACAGCUCAAGCUUUUCAAGCAGAAGGGAAAGUGUCAUCAGAUCCAGUUGCUAUUGACGCUCCCGGAGGCUUUCUGUUCGAAUGGUGGUCUGUUUUCUGGGAUAUAUUUAUCGCCAGAACCAAUGAGAAGCACUCCGAGGUCGCUGCUUCAUACAUCGAGACGCAGAUGAUGAAAGCCCGGGAGCAACAAUUGCAGCAUCCUCAGCAUCCUCAGCUCUCACAGCAACAGCAACAACAGAAGGUUCAAAUGCAGCAACUUUUGUUGCAACGUGCACAGCAACAGCAGCAACAACAACAACAACAACAACAACAGCAACAACAACAGCAGCAACAACAGAACCAGCCUCCUCCUCAACAGCCACCGCCUCAGCAGCAACAACAGCCAGCAGCUCAGCAGCAGCAGCAGCAGCAGCAGCAGAGGAGAGAGGGAACCCACCUCAUGAAUGGGACAACUAAUGGACUGGUUGGUAACAGUGACCCAAUUACGAGGCAACAUCCUGGGCCUACCAGUUCUUUAGCUAGUAAGGUGUACGAGGAGAGAGUCAAAAUGCCGCCACUUCAGAGGGAUUCUAUGGAUGAAGCUGCUAUGAAGCGAUUUGGUGAGAAUGUCGGGCAAUUGUUGGAUCCAAAUCAUGCAUCUAUGUUGAAAUCCGCUGCAGCUUCCGGCCAGCCUUCAGGGCAAGUGUUGCAUGGUUCUAGUGGUGGGAUGUCCUCACAGGUUCAAGCUCGGAAUCAGCAACUUUCCGGGUCUACAGCGGCAAUAAAGAGUGAGAUCAAUCCAGUUCUCACUCCUAGAGCUGCAGUUCCAGACGGGUCGUUGAUUGGGAUUCCUGGUUCAAAUCAAAGCAACAACAACCUUACACUUAAAGGAUGGCCUCUCACUGGUUUUGAACAGCUUCGUUCGGGUCUUCUUCAACAGCAAAAACCCUUUAUGCAAUCUCCUCAGCCCUUCCACCAACUCCAUAUGUUGACCCCACAACAUCAGCAGCAGCUUAUGCUUGCUCAACAAAAUCUGAGCUCACAAUCUGUUAGUGAAGAGAACAGAAGACUUAAAAUGCUAUUGAACAACCCGAGUAUGAACAUCGGGAAAGAUGGCCUCGGAGGUUCUGUUGGGGAUGUGUUACCUAAUGUUGCUUCGUCUUUACAACCUGGUGGCCUUCUUUUACCUCGUGGAGACACCGAUAUGCUACUAAAGUUAAAGAUGGCUCUUUUGCAACAGCAGCAACAACAUCAGCAACAGCAGCAACAGCAGCAGAAUUCCGGGAAUCCACCACUUCAGCAGCACGCUCUUUCAAAUCAGAAUUCUCAGAGUUCGAAUCAAAAUCUUCAUCAGCAAGAUAAAAUGGGAGGCACUGGUAGUGUUACCAUGGAUGGAAGCAUGUCGAACUCGUUCAGAGGAAAUGAUCAGGUUUUGAAAAACCAGCCCGGGAGAAAGAGAAAGCAACCUGUAUCGUCUUCCGGGCCUGCCAAUAGCUCGGGAACCGCUAACACGGCCGGACCAUCACCAAGCUCGGCACCUUCUACACCUUCGACUCAUACUCCCGGAGAUGUGAUUUCUAUGCCUAAUCUUCCUCACAGUGGCAGUUCCUCCAAAUCAAUGAUGAUGUUUGGCACUGACGGAAAUGGGACUCUUACCUCGCCGUCAAAUCAGUUGGCUGAAAUGGAUCGUUUUGUUGAAGAUGGGUCUCUUGACGAAAAUGUCGAGUCUUUUUUAUCAAACGAGGAUGGUGAUCCACGGGAUUCUGUCGGGCGUUGCAUGAAUGUUAGUAAAGGGUUCACAUUUACGGAAGUGAACUCAGCCCGUGCGAGCACGAGCAAAGUUACUUGCUGCCAUUUCUCAUCGGAUGGAAAACUACUUGCCAGUGGUGGGCAUGACAUGAAGGCUGUAUUAUGGUACACGGAUACGAUGAAGCCAAAAGCUUCCCUCGAGGAGCACUUAGAUUUAAUAACCGACGUUCGUUUUAGCCCGAGCAUGCCUCGGCUUGCAACUUCUUCCUUUGACAAAACAGUUAGGGUAUGGGAUGCAGAUAAUAAAGGAUAUUCGCUCCGUACGUUCAUGGGACAUUCUUCAACGGUUAGGUCAGUAGAUUUCCAUCCAAAUAAGGAUGAUCUCAUUUGCUCUUGUGACGAAGAUGGCGAGAUAAGGUACUGGAGUAUCAACAAUGGAAGUUGCGCCCGAGUGUUUAAGGGUGGAACUACCCAGAUGAGGUUCCAGCCUCGUCUAGGAAGGUAUCUCGCGGCAGCAGCAGAGAACGUUGUAUCGGUUCUCGAUGUCGAAACGCAGGCUUGCAGGCACUCUUUGCAGGGCCAUAAUAAUCGGAUACACUCCGUUUGCUGGGACCCAUCUGGUGAAUUUCUGGCAUCGGUGAGCGAAGAUUCGGUAAGAGUCUGGUCGCUGGGGUCUGGUAGCGAAGGGGAAUGCGUCCACGAGCUAAGCUGUAACGGAAACAAGUUCCAGUCCUGCGUUUUCCAUCCGUCUUACCCGUCGCUACUCGUAAUUGGCUGUUACCAGUCAUUGGAACUAUGGAACAUGUCGGAGAACAAGACAAUGACGUUACCAGCACACGAGGGUCGCAUCGCGGCAUUGGCCGUAUCGACGGCGACUGGACUUGUUGCUUCCGCCAGCCACGACAAGUUUGUGAAACUCUGGAAGUGAAUCCAUCAAGACAAAUGUAGCAAGACUUUGGUCCAAACGAUGAACCCCUUACUAGGAACUCUCAGGUCACUUUCUGCUUCUCUUUCUCGGUUUUUAUUCUCGGCCUCUUCCCGAUCUCGAAUAGUUGUCACGUGUUCGUCAUCCGAUCUGAAAAUUUCGGGCCCGUGAACUGUUGUUGUAGCAGUGCUUUUCUUUUAUCUGUUCUUGUUUCUGAAACCUUGUAUGUUUGAUGGAAUGAAUGAUGAUGCAUUUCUUGGUUA